This is a messenger RNA of Cherax quadricarinatus, 9182 nucleotides long. NCBI's taxonomy places the organism in Eukaryota, Metazoa, Arthropoda, Malacostraca, Decapoda, Parastacidae. The record is from RefSeq and is a predicted model, not a curated record.
AUUAAUGACCUUGAUGAGUGUGAAUCUCUACAUUUACAGACAGAGGAGCUAACGGUGUCACUAACCAGGCCAGUGUACAACACGUCAUACUAUUCUAAUACAUCAACAUUAGCAGGAGUUGCAGGCAUUGAUAUCCCUAUACAAACCCUAAAGAAUCUCUCGCCCUUUGAAGCCCUGGGACCAAAUGGUUACGCAUUCAUCAUUAACCACAAUGGUUUCCUUGUGCUUCAUCCAAGACUCUGCAAACAACUCUCCUAUCUUUUGGGUCCUCCUCACAUAGACCUACUGGACGUUGAAGAAGACAUACAGAAGACAAAUUUAAUUCGAACCAAUAUGAUAAGGGGCAAAAUUGAAAAUGUCCAAGUUUUGGGUAAGAUCAGAGUAGAUGAAGCUCAUCGGGUUCUCUAUGAUGGAAUACAAUUUUCCUACUCCCCUGUUCCUAACACCUCUUACAGCCUUGCUCUCAUAAACCUCAAAAGGUCAGAGCAUUUGGUUAUUCAUGAUCAAGACACAACAAUGAUGACUCCCCCUAAUGUAUCAACCACAGUGAUUGCACCGUGGCCAUACUGUCGAGGCCAGCAACAUAGAAGUCAUGAUGAUCACCUGAUUACUCUCAUAAGGGAUAUUCAAAAUAAAAAACGCACAUGCCGUGAUGACCUUGUUCAAGGAUUGCUGUGGUCACAAACAUGGACACAGCCAUUGCUUGAUAAGUGGAUCAGUGAUCGGUCACUCUCAGACAUCAUUGGCAGAGUCAUCUUCACCAGAUUUGGCCUAGCAAGAUUUUAUCCUGAAAGUCAGAAGCCUGGUGUGAAUCGGUGGCAUGAUCCCUGGUACAACUCUGCACUGCGGAGAGCAGAACUCAACAGGAAAGUGUCUGUUAUUCCGCACUCCCUUGGUGCAGUCCUUUCUGCUCCAGUCAUAGUACAGAAGAAUGGAGAUGAAGUAAUGGCUGCAGCUGUGGCAGUAAACCUUACUGCAAAUUUCCUGCAUAGAGGUUUUGUGGAGCAGCUACAAAACAAAGAAUGGUGGGAUCAGAAUGAAUACCUUGUACUGCUUCUUGAUGAUGGAGGACUCAUCAUCACAUCGAACAGAGAACUUAUGCAUGGUAUAACCCUUCAGGGUAUGUUCAUUGGGGACCUUGACAUACCAAUAUUAAAGCACCUGAAGGAUUCAAGAUUAUACGAUGUGGAAGUUGAAGUUGACAAACAGGCUAUAUGUAAGGAGCUCAAACAUAAUGAGACAAGUGCUGGUCCAAGAAGUUCUCACAUUCCCAGUCCUUUGUCAUUUGUAGCCAGCAUUUUGAUCGAGGUAUUCUCUUGGGCAGAAUACCUAAAAUAUCUACUUUACAGUGGUGUACUUGCUAUCAUAACACCAAGUGUUGAGGCUUGGUCAGAAUGGGGCAUGACACAAAUUGGAGGUAUGGAGUCAUGCAGAAUGGAGAGAGCAAUCUAUUAUUUUGGUGAGACAAAAACACUCUCAGGCAUCCUGAAAUGUAACAAUUAUUCUGCAAAAUUCUGGGCUGAGCGACUGCAAGAUACAAAUGCAAUGCUGAUUGCUAUUGAAAUGAGUGCCAAUGUACAAGAAUGUGGUGUAUAUUCCAACCUACCUGGCAUUCAACCAAAACGAGUAACUUCACAAGAGCCAUGUGCGUAUCAGGACAGGUACAGAAAACGACUGAUUAGCUGCCUUACAAGUAAUUCAAUGAAUGAUGUUGGCUGCAAUGGAUGUCCAAACCACCUAGAAGUAUCCCUUGCCCAUGUGUUGCUAACUGUUGCUGUGUGUAGUAACUUUAUAAAUAAAAGUUUUUCAUUAUAAUUAUUGCUUAUUAUUGUUAAGUCUUAGCUGAAUUUUGUGGAACUCAGUUCAUUUAAUCAAUCUGGUUGAUAUCGAUUUAUCCAUGACAAAGACAAGAGCAAUUGUCAAUAUAUGUUGACCUCUAGCUAAGGUUGGUCCUCUAAAACCAAUACAAAGGAAUGAGGAGAGAGACCAAGCAUUUAUAAGGGCAGGUGAUUCCUUGGCAUCCACAUUGUUGGGGUGGAAUUUCUUUGAUACUGUAGGCUAUCCUUCUAAAUAUGUGAAGGUGCUCAGAUCCUUUAUAUAAGCCUGUAUAUUUGAGCAUUUGAGUUCACAGGUAAUUCUGUGGUAUAAGAAAAGAAUUUAGGAGCACUGCAAUGUCCUAUGCUUUACAAUCAAAAUGGCAGCCCUUAUUUAAGGUUGUACUGCGAGCAUCUUGGUGGUUAUUGUAUGGAUGCCUGAUUACACUGUUGUGGGAUGUGUUUUCUUUUCUUAAUGCAUAUUUGGUUAUAUCAGGUUUGACAUUUCUAAAUGUUAAUGUCUGAUAGGACUUCAACUGAUUUUCAUUUCUUUGGGCUUUCAUUUUGUAAUGGUUUUCACAAUCUGAGUUGAUUGUGCAGUGCAAAUAUUUAAUAUGUUGGUACUGUACAAAUUUUUCAUGUGUUUGUGUUCUACUAUCCUAGUUUCAAGAUCUCCGCCAGUUUCUAUGUGCACAGAGCUCACAUGUUGCUACCCAAAUUACGAAACUGUCUUUUGAAGAUGCACAAAAAAAAAAAAUCAGUGUAUGCAGGAGUAACUGACUGGGAUCUUGAGUAAGAUAAUUGAACAAAAGUGCUCAGCCAGGUAUGGUCAUGAAAGUUCUGCACUGUUCCAACCUAUUAAAAAUCUGCACCUCACAAUCAACAGGGAUAUUAUUAUUAUAAUAAAAAAGAAGCGCUAAGCCACAAGGGCUAUACAGCGCUGCAUCAACAGGGAUAAUAUUAACAACAUUUAUAAAGUGAUGACUUGUACAAACAAAAAUAAAUUGAAGCCAUAAAAUUUAACACUGAUGAAAGAAAUUUCAAAUCAGAUGUGAUAACCAAAUAGGCACUAUAAGACGCAUCUCAGCACCGAGUUUAACCAUUUCACUGUGCUGUAGUACCAUGCCUUUGAGUUCACUGGCCAUGCCAUAGUACUAUGUGAUAGCUCAGCUCGCUCAGAUAAGCUGUGAACAGUAAAUUUGGGCCUAGAUAUAAAAGAAUGGGUUGAUGCAGUGUGCACCACAUAAAAAAAAUCCUGCAGCAAGCGGUGCACAAGAAAAAAAACUGCAGCCGUGUUUUUGGUUUAAAACAGCAGCUUUGUGGUAUACUACUUUCGUAUGGGUUUUAUGGUUGUAUUCUCACUUUAUAGAAUGAAAGAUGUAUUACAGAAACAGAGAUGAUUUUGACUGAUUUUAGGACUGAAAAUAGCUUGAAAUUGAGCUCAAACUAGCGGGAAUGUUCAAUUUUUGUUGUUCAAGAAAAAACACGUCACAUCCGAGUCCAACAAGCCUUAACGAAUGCAAUAUUAUUUGUACAAUUAUUACAAUAUUUCAUAUUAGUAAAGCUUUAUUUUUUUUGUGUGAAUAAAAAAUCAAAAUAGAAUUCACGUGUAAAGCCGAGAACGUAACUAAUGAACAGAGGAAAUGUUAUUAAGUGCCAGGAAUGCCUGCAUUUAUUCUGGACCCUAUUUUGAGAGUUGAAAUAUAGCCUACCCUCACUUACAAUGGGCUCUCUUACCAGUAUGCACACCUAAGUAAUGUUUAUUAGAGCUAAUUUCCUCUCUUCUGUUUAUUACAAUAUACAGUACACUACUGUAUAAACACUUAAAAAUAUACUAAAAAUGUUAUAAAUGGUGCAAAGGUGACAUUAAAAUAAUAUCAAAGAUGGUUGACACAAACCCACAACCAUUAUAGUAUGCUCCUUGCUUAGUGACAAAUUUGUUUACCAACAUGGUCUUAGGAGCGGAACUCCGUCAUUAACCUUUUCAGGGUCCGUGCCGUAGUUCUACGGCUUUGAGUUGAAGAUCCAAACCGUAGAUCUACACCAUGAGCUCAGCUCACUCUGAUAAGCUGUGAGUGGUAAAUCUGGGCCCAGAUAUGAGAGAAUACAUCUAUGUGGUAUGUGUGCACCACAUAAAACAAAUCCUGCAGCACACAGUGCAUGAGAGAAAAAAAAACACCGCAAUUUUCAAUUAAGUGACUUUGCAGUGUUUUUUGUACGUUUUUUAUAGUUGUAUUUGCGAUUUCUUGAUCUCAUUUGAUAGAAAGGAAGAUAUAUUACAGAAAUACAGGUGAUUUUGAUUGGUUUUAGUACUGGAAAUGACUUGAAACUGAGCUCAAAGUGGCAGAAAUGUUAAAUUUUUGGCGAUGUUCAAGAGUAAACAAAUGACCUCACACGUCUAAUACACACCAGCUGGUGGGUCUAAUAUACAUACACAAAUGUGGUGAUAUUAUUUAUACAAUUAUUACAAUAUUGCAUAACAGUAAAUCUUCUAUUUUUGGUUUGAAUUAAAAUUCAUUAUGUGAAUAAAAAAUCAAAAUGGAAUUCAUUUGUAAAGCCUGAAAAAUGUAAUGAACAGAGAAAAUGUUAGUUUAGUGCCAGGAAUGCCUGCAUUGUUUAUUCUGGACCCUAUUUUGAAACUGGAAUAUUUUGAACUGUGCAUUAAAUUGGCCAAAUUACCAAUUUCCGAUGACUUUAUUUUGUAGUUGAAACAGUUGACUUGGCGAUUUCUUGUGCUCAAUCGAUAGAAGUAAUACUAGUGAAAUAGCUAAGAAUUUGGUCCACUGGAAUAAUGUAAUUGGCCUAAAAUGGGAGUCAAAGCCAGUAAAAUUGCCGAUGCUUAAAUAUCACUGUCACAUCAAAAUUCACGAGAGCAUAAGUUCGACAAUUUUCCAUCAAAUUUCGUACUUUUUGUUUACCUUCAGAAAAAGAUUCUCUACCAUUUCAUAAGAAAAAAAUAAAAAGAUUUUGUUGGAAAAUUCUUGGACCCUGGUGCACACUUUGAAAUUUGGCCUCUGGACCCUGAAAGGGUUAAGCGAAGAGAGGCUGUAUUUUGAAAUGUAUGAAAUUGGCCAAAUUUCCUGAUUAUCACUUUAUUGGGUAGUUAAAAUAGUUGAUUGGGCAAUUUCUUAUGCUCAGAAGAUAAAAUGGAAGACAUACUAGUGAUAUAGCUAAGAAUCUGGUCGACUGGAACAAUGUAAUUAGCUUAAAAUAGGACUCAAAGUGAGCAAAAAUAACUGAUGCGUAAAUAUUGCUGACAGCAAAAUUUGUGAAAGUGUAAUUUUGUCAAUUUUCGAUCAAAUUUGGUACCUUUUGUUUUAUUGCCUUCAGAAAAAGAUUCUCUACCAUUUCAUAAAAAAAAAUAAAAAAUUUUUUUGAAAAUUCUGGAACAUUGUGGACAAGUUCCAAAUUGGGGCUCUGAACAGUGAAAUGGUUAAUCAAGAAUCCACACACACAUGUGGGACCAGGAGUUAAGACUCGACCCCUGCAACCACAAAUAGGUGAGUACACACACACACACACACACACACACACACACACAAUAAAAAAAAAUUAACAAACCGGUCAUAUCCCACCAAGGAAGGGUGACACUAAAAAAGAAAAACGAAAUAGUAUUCUUUUUUUAAGUUUAGUUUACAUAGAGGUUACUAGCCCCUUGCUCCUGGCAUUUUUAGUCACCUCACAUGAUACACAUGGCUUAUAGAGGAAGAAUUCUUUUCCACUUCCCCAUGGAGAUAAGAGGAAAUAAAGAACAAGAACUAUUGAGAAAAUAGAAAACCCAGAUGGGUGUGCAAAUAUAUAUGCAUGUACAUGCAUGUGUAGUGUGACCAAAGUAUAAGUAGAAGUAGCAAGAUAUACCUGUCUUCUUGUGUGUCUAUGAGGCAGUAAAAAGAUGCCAGCAAUCCUACCAUCAUGUAAGACAAUUACAGGUUUCCGUUUCACGCUCACUUGGCAAGACGAUGGUACCUCCCUGGGUGGUUGCUGUCUGCCAACCUACUACUUCCAAGCAAAAUUUUUAUCAUCAUCACGCAGGAACGCUAAACCCAGAGGAAAUCAUACAGCAUCUGUGGGGGAAGGGGAUGGAAGGCAUGCAGGCUUAAUUCAGGGAACUGGAGUACUGAUCCAAUUCCCUAGAUCAAGAGUCCCUCACCAGCAUCAAGGAAUCUGCAUCAAGAGGCCUCACAGCAAAACCUUUAAGGGCUGCCAAUUUGAGUGUGAAGAACCAGACCAGCCUUGCAUGGAAUAAAAUGCCUAUCACAGUACUCCUCAAUUCUUUUUGUUCUUAUGCAUCUUAAGCCACACCAAUUACUCAGACUCAUUUCCAAACAAGAACAGUGUAUUAUGAGAGGUCACCUCAAUGCCUUUAUUUUCAUAAAAGGGUAGAAUACUAUGAGAUGGUAUCAAGCACCUUGAGGAACCAAGAAGUUCCACCCUGACAAUAUGGCUCUCCUCAUUCCUUUGUAUCUUUUUAGAGGACCUCAACCAGAGGUUGAAAAAUACAACCAUUCUUUCUUGUUUUUGUUUCCAUGUGAGUUUUCCUCUCUCACUGCAGAAAACCCUCAGUGAUCAGUGUUCGUUACAUUUUAUUGCAUACACAUACUGUACUGUGUGUGUGUACGUAUAUAUAUACGUAUGUGUAUUAAUAUAUACAUAUACAGUGGAACCUCGGUUUUUGUAAUCCCUAGUUUGUAUGUAAAACUAUAGUUAUUCUCUAUAAAAUGUAUUUUUUGUUAAUAUUUCCCAUAAGAAAUAAUGUAAAUCCAAUUAAUCUGUUCCAGACAUCCAAAACUAUUAAUACAAAAUACAUUUUAUAGAGAAUAACUAUAGUUUUGUAUACAAACUAGGGCAUAUGAAAACAGAGGUUCCAUUGUAUGUAUACAUGCAUACUCGGUACGUAUAUGGUAUAAUAAAUUCGUCAGGAUGCCUUACAGUUUGUAAUCUUAGUGUAAAUUCUUACAAAGUUCUCACUAUGAAAAUUUUAAUUUACCAAAAUCUCACAUGAGGGUUACAUUAUGAAAUCGAUGCAUUAUGUAAUUUAAUUUUUUUAUGUUACUAACAUGAAAAAAAUAGGAUGAACUUUUUGAGAUUUCCCAAAGAGCCAAAAAAAAAAAAAAUUUAAGUUUCCUAUUUUGUCAAAAAUAUUUUUUUUUAUAGGGAUGAGACUACACCAAACUUGUGCUGAAGGCGAUACCAUCAAAAUUAGCUGAUACUAGACCUGAUACCAUCAAAAUUGAUACUUUGGCACACCCUCUAAUGUUUUUCAUUGCUUGUUGAUCUAGAAAUACAUAUGUACCCAGAACCUAAAUAAAAACUUUAUUAAAUAAAGUUACUUACGUAGGGCCAUGGGGAAGCUGGUGGUUGAGGCAGUAUGUCUAUUCUUUCCAAAAAUGAACAGCUACAGUGUUCCAGGGGUCAUGUGAAAGGCUAAUAUGCUGUCAGUAACUAUAUAUUAUAGCAACUGCCCAGGGAGGUACUACCGUCCUGCCAAGUGAGCGUAAAACGAAAGCCUGUAAUUGUUUUACAUGAUGGUAGGAUUGCUGGUGUCCUUUUUUCUGUCUCAUUAACAUGCAAGAUUUCAGGUAUAUCUUGCUACUUCUACUUACACUUAGGUCACACUACACAUACAUGUACAAGCAUAUAUAUAUAUAUAUAUAUUCACACACACCCCUCUGGGUUUUCUUCUAUUUUCUUUCUAGUUCUUAUUCUUGUUUAUUUCCUCUUAUCUCCAUGGGGAAGUGGAACAGAAUUCUUCCUCCGCAAGCCAUGCGUGUUGUACGAGGCGACUAAAAUGCCGGGAGCAAGGGGCUAGUAACCUCUUCUCCUGUAUAUAUUACUAAAUGUAAAAGGAGAAACUUUCGUUUUUCCUUUUGGGCCACCCCGCCUCGGUGGUAUAUGGCCGGUGUGUUGAAAGAAGAAAGAAAGAAGUUUAAAAUAUGCCACAAGUGAACAAGAAUGAAUUUUACCCUACCUUAAAGUCUUUAUUCAUGUUACAUGUUGAUAUACAAGUGUUUGGAAAUGGUUAAGUAGCUCUGAGCAGUAGACAGCUCUGAGUUGUCUGUUUUACAGUAUUAGCUGACACCUCUCAUAUCUCACUGUAUGUAUAAUAUUUCAUUUACAAUAGUGACAACAAUUUGUCCUACUCUAAAUUCCAUUUCCUUUGUUGAUAUAGAAGUCUGGUGAUGGUUAUGCAACUACUGAGCAAUAGACGACCAAGUCAUCUGCUUAUGUUUAAUCAGCUGGCGACUGUGGGUUGUCUGUCAAGAUUUAUAUGGCCACUAUAUCAUAUGCUGUAUUGAUCCAGAAUCAGCAGCCAGCUUUCCUCAGGCCAUAGUAAUCUAAACAAACAUUUUCAUGCCUCAGCCAUUCUUUGUUUUAAACUUUUUCAGCACUUCAAAGCAUCACAAUAAUAUUUAUUGAAAAGACAUUAAUCGCAUUUUGGUGCUGUGAUAAACUUGGGUGUAAAAUAGCUUCAGCAGUAGAUCUUCCUCUUGGGAAUCUCAACCAUAUGAGGAGCAGAAAUACCAAAGCCCAUGUAAACAUCAACAGUAACAGCCUGGUUGAUCAGGCUCUAAUCCACCAGGAGGUCUGGUCACAGACCGGGCCACGGGGGCGUUGACCCCCGGAACUCUCUCCAGGUAAACUCCAGCUAUUUUCAAAACUUCUGUAAUUUCAAACCUUAUCAGUGCUAAAAUAUAAAAGAUCAAUUAUCAAGCAGAAGGGAGUUUGAUAGUUCAAAAAUAAAUGGUGUUUAUCUUGGGUUUGGUAUUUCUGUUUCUCAAAUACAUAUCUUUCUUUCAAUAUACCAGCCGUAUCCCACCGACGUGGGGUGGCCCAAAAGGAAAAACGAAAGUUUCUCCUUUCAAAUUUAGUAAUAUAUACAGAAGAAGGGGUUACUAGCCCCUUGCUCCCGGCAUUUUAGUCGCCUCUUACGACACGCAUGGCUCACGGAAGAAGAAUUCUGUUCCACUUCCCCAUGGAGAUCAAAUACAUAUACAGUGGACCCCCGGUUAACGAACUUUUUUCAUUCCAGUAGUAUGUUCAGGUGCCAGUACUGACCGAAUUUUUUCCCAUAAGGAAUAUUGUGAAGUAAAUUAGUCCAUUUCAGACCCCCAAACAUACACGUACAAACGCACUUACAUAAAUACACUUACAUAAUUGGUCGCAUUUGGAGGUGAUCGUUAAGCGGGGGUCCACUGUAUAUACAUACAUAUAUGCAUGCAUGCCAGGGGUCAGGAGCUAUGCAACCACAAACAGGCGAGUACAUAAAAAACACAAUUUUUUUUUUUUUUUUUCAACAAGUCGGUCGUCUCCCACCGAGGCAGGGUGACCCAAAAAAAAGAAAGAAAAUCCCCAAAAAGAAAAUACUUU